Molecule: messenger RNA, 1162 nt
Organism: Glossina fuscipes
Lineage: Eukaryota; Metazoa; Arthropoda; Insecta; Diptera; Glossinidae
Product: vitelline membrane protein Vm32E-like
Exons: 1
Coding region: 692-1135 (147 amino acids)
Source: RefSeq, a predicted model, not a curated record
UUCUUUCUCUCUAUAUAUAUCUCUCUCUCUCUCUCUUUCUUUUCACUUUUUUAUCGAAAGGUGUCAUGGUAGCUAUGAAAAACCUCAGCAUAUCACUUGCAGUCAUCAGGUGUAUUGUUUGGUUAAAUGGUGUUACAAAGCCAUAAUCUCACAUGUUGAUACCGUUUUUUCAAUGAAGUCAGCAGGUUUUAUUUUUUUUUUCUUUUUUUUUUUUAACGCUUUCAUUAAAUUGGGUCAUUGCUGUCUAUGCAUUGAUUGCUUUUGCUGUUCGCAGCUAAGGAAACACAAAGUUACAUUCGCUUACAAUUAAAAUAAUUGAUAAAGUACGGAAAGUACAAAAUUUUGUUGUUUCUUUUCCUUGAAUUGAGAUAAAAAAAAAAAAAAGAAGACAACAACAACAACAACAAUAACGGCAAAGUGAAACGUCAAGAGUAGAGAGUAAAGAAAAUGGAAAAAAAAUGCAAAAAAAAAAAAGAAUAAAAUGUAAUGAUUCAUUAUCAUUCUGAACGGGUCAGCGCUGACAUAAAUCAUAUGACAUACGUUUUAUGAAAAACUUUGCUGACUUAAGAAUUUUGCAAUUUUCAAUAAAAGCAUAAUUUUUUCCAACAUUAACUUCAUAGUUUAAUUGCAAUCACUUUACAGUAAACGUAAAAGUCAUCUAUAUACACGAAAAAAAAAAUAUAAUAAAUAAAUGAACGCAAUGAAGACGAUGAUUAUAUUUUUAAUUGUUUUUACCGCCCUUUUAAACUGGAACAUAGCGGCAACGGCUAGCACCAAUGCACCAAUGGAUUUCGUUGAUAAAAGCUCAAUAAAAGCAACCGAUGAACAACAACAAAAGUCUGUAGAAGAAAACGAUAAUUUGGACAAUUAUAGAAAUCGUAGAGCAUUCAAGAGUGCAGCAGCAGCAGCAGCAGCAGCAGCAGCAGCGACUGGUUAUCAAAUUUCAGCGCCUCCGUGUGCAAAGAAUUAUAUGUUUUCUUGUCAACCUAGCUUAGCGCCAGUAUCUUGCGCUAACAAUAACGGUAUUGGUGUUAACAGUCCUAUGCUCGGUGGUUAUCAAGCAGCUUACAAUGCCCCCGUGCCUGUCUACGCUCAAGCUCAGCCCCCUUUGCAACCGUUUUAUUAUAGAGAAUAAUAAAUGAAUAAAGUCUCCUUUAUCUCU